AUGCUAGCAUGGACAACAAAUUCAUCGACACGUGCUAUUCUUGGAUAUACAAUUGUUUCCACUAUUCAAGUACGAUUUCCAGCCAAUGGAAACAAUGUAACAAUGGUUCAAGUCAUUGCACGUAUUCGAGAUAUGUAUGGAUGCAUGACUGAAAUCGAUCUACCUACUGUUUCUAUUAUCUUUGAUAUGGCAACAAUAAACAAUUUAAUCAAUGAUAUUCUUACAACUCCCAUGAAUUUAGUAAAUAAUACUCAACUCAAUAGUAAUCCAAUAGUUGUAGUUCUCGCAGGUGGAAAUCAAAAUCUAGUUAGUCAAGUACUCAUUGCACAAGUACAAGCACUGAAUCCCAUGAGCAUGAAGAUUUUGCAAGCAGCUAUUGCAGUGGCAAUCUCAGUAGCAUCAUUAAAUGAUGAACGACAAGUUCCAUUACCUUCUGCAUUGAAUACAUCUACUAUGAUCGAAUACAAUCAACAAUGGAAUUAUUUUGCAGCCGCUCGCGAUUAUCUAAUCAGUUUCUGCACCAACCUGGUGAUAACGACUAUUGACAGUAUCAUUUUACAAAGUUCAAUGUUAGCUCAACUAACUGAGAUAACAUCUCAGUUGACACGAGAUACAACUGUACGAUGA
Messenger RNA from Rotaria sp. Silwood2, 627 nucleotides. NCBI's taxonomy places the organism in Eukaryota, Metazoa, Rotifera, Eurotatoria, Philodinida, Philodinidae. The record is from the annotation of a GenBank genome assembly.